AUGUCCAUUUCUGGGACUCUUAGCAAUUAUUAUGUCGACUCUAUUAUAAGUCAUGACAGUGAAGAUUCGCCUUCAGCUAAAUUUUCAACUGGGCAAUAUACAGGUUCCAGGCAAGCUGGACAUAAUGAGCAUCUAGAAUUCCCCUCUUGUAGUUUCCAGCCAAAACCUCCAGUUUUCAGCGCCUCCUGGACUCCUUUGAAUCCACAUUCUUCUGGUACCCUUCCUUCGGUCUAUCAUCCAUAUAUUCAACAUCAAAGCGUCCCUUCUGAUAGCAGGUAUCUACGAAGCUGGUUGGAUCCAGUGCCCAGAACAGACAACAUACCCGGACAGGGAUCAGUUAAAUCAGAGCCUCUGCUGGGGCACCCCGGGGAAGUCCAUAAACCCGCAGCACAGGAGUACAAUUUAGAAACUUCUGCUGGAAGGGAGGCGAUCGUUUCCAAUCAAAGGCCCAGCUUCGAGGACAAUAAAGUUUGUGAAGGAAGCGAGGACAAAGACAGGCCAGAUCAAACCAACCCAGCGGCCAACUGGCUCCAUGCCCGCUCCUCCAGAAAAAAAAGAUGCCCUUACACCAAAUACCAGACCCUGGAGCUAGAGAAGGAGUUUUUGUUCAAUAUGUACCUCACCAGGGACCGUAGACACGAAGUGGCCAGACUCCUCAACCUGAGUGAAAGACAAGUCAAAAUCUGGUUUCAGAACCGAAGAAUGAAAAUGAAGAAAAUGAACAAGGAACAGGGCAAAGAAUAAGAUACAGAAGGCAAAUGCCAUGCUCUGUCUCACAGCUUACUCGAUAUUUAUGGGUGAUAGCUUCCGAACUAUACUUAUGAUGAUAAAUAAAACAUGGGGUGUCUUUUUGGUUCCACCUUCGCAAGCCGGAAGUUUAUAAUUUUUUUUUCUUAUUGAUGCCAGUUAGAAAGCUACU
Messenger RNA from Mauremys reevesii (Reeves's turtle), 919 nucleotides. It is a transcript of the gene HOXB9, whose product is annotated as homeobox B9. The coding region runs from base 1 to 744 and encodes 247 amino acids. Gene Ontology annotation, molecular function: RNA polymerase II cis-regulatory region sequence-specific DNA binding; DNA-binding transcription factor activity, RNA polymerase II-specific. NCBI's taxonomy places the organism in Eukaryota, Metazoa, Chordata, Testudines, Geoemydidae. The record is from RefSeq and is a predicted model, not a curated record. Gene Ontology annotation, cellular component: nucleus. Gene Ontology annotation, biological process: anterior/posterior pattern specification; proximal/distal pattern formation; regulation of transcription by RNA polymerase II. The transcript is spliced from 2 exons.